Bufo bufo (common toad) is the source of this 8541-nucleotide messenger RNA. RefSeq names its product myosin XVA (gene MYO15A). The record is from RefSeq and is a predicted model, not a curated record. Lineage: Eukaryota; Metazoa; Chordata; Amphibia; Anura; Bufonidae. The coding region runs from base 1 to 8541 and encodes 2846 amino acids. Gene Ontology annotation, cellular component: myosin complex; cytoskeleton. The transcript is spliced from 55 exons. Gene Ontology annotation, molecular function: protein binding; cytoskeletal motor activity; ATP binding.
AUGGGAGGCAAAAAAGGUGAUGCGAAACCAGCCAAGAAAGGUGGUGGAAGGGAAUCGCCCUCCAAGGCUGACCCCAAGAAAAAAAAUGAGAAGAAAGGGGGAAAAGGUAAAGAAAAAGAUGAGAAAAAGAAAGAUGCCAAGAAAGCGAAGAAAGAAAUAGCAAGUGAAGAGGAAGAGGAGGAAGAAGUGUCAGAGACAGAAAAGGGUAAAAGCGAAGAAAACAAAAAUGAAGAGGAAGAAGAAGAUGAAGAUAUUGUACCAGUGCCUAGAGGUAGAAGAGGGAGAGAAAAAGGUGUAGCAGCCCUAAAAGGGGCUUCUAAAGCGGUGGCUGGUAUGAACAAAGGUAGAGGUAGAAGUGAUCCAGUACAAGAACCAGAAGUCUCUAAAGCAAAAGGACCAAAAAGAGAUUUAGCAAGAGCUCAACUGAAAGGAGCAACCAGGGCCAUGGCUGGACUGGCCAAAAAAACAGCAGCUCCUCCUCCGAGGAAAAAGAGUCUGAAGGCGACAUCAAAACUUUUCAUGAAAUUCAGCAAUCUAAAACCAAAGAGAUCAAAGAAAGGUCACUUCAAGACAGCAUCAAAACUAUUUAUGGGCUUGAGAAGAAAGUUUGCUGCUACAUCUCUACUAGAUAAAAAGAAGAAGUCAGCUGCAAUGUUGAAAAAAACAUCCAAGCUUAUGGUAGGUUUACGGAAAAGCUCAAAGAAACCAUUGCCAAAAGAAAAAGGACCUAGCGACGGAUCAAGACAAAAGCCUUCAUUUUUACUUAUACGAUUAGGAGGUAAUGCUCCAAAACCUGACCCACUAGAAAAGAAAGGACCCGGGAAACUGUUUGGGGGUUUAUUUGGCCGAAAAAAAGGAAAAGCUAAAUUCAAACCGAAAGCUAAAUUGCUUUCUAAAGUAUCCACAGCUGCCAACUGGUUGACCAGAAGAUUUCUGUCCAAAAGGAAUAGAUAUUUUCAGAAUGAGUUUGCCAUACAAGAUGCUUGGCAUAGUAGGAUGGGAGAACACAGGUUGCCAUUCCCUUCACAGGAGGAACUUGAAAGACAUAGGGAAAAUAUGAAACGGUUUCCAGGUGCACACAGAUUCUAUGGCCAAUAUGAAGAUGUUUAUGGACAUCCUAAGAACUUUGAAGCCUAUCGACACCAAAGAUUCCCAACGCAAAGAUAUUUACAAAAUGGGCCUGGAAGACAUGAUGAUGCGUCCGUUGGCUAUUACAACUACGAUGACGAAGGGUAUGGUUUUGAUGAAAAUGGAUAUUACAAUGAGGAUGAGGAAUUUCCAUUUGCACAUAAUGGUCAAUUUCCAGCAUAUGCUGGAGCAGAUGAAGAGUAUAAUGAUUAUUCUGGGUACCCUAUGGAAGAUGACUACACUUCAUAUCAAGAGAGUAUGGAGUAUUGUGAUGAAGGCAGCCAUCUGCUUAAGAGUCAAAACUCGUAUUUUCAAUAUGAGGUAGAUGUCCAUAAUCCCCACAAUGUAUAUUCAACAUACGGUUAUGAUGGGAAUCAGAUGAGUUACUCUCAGGAUCCAAUGAAUCCAUAUGAUCCACGGGAAAAUGAGAGUGAGUCAUUUGGUAAUUUUGAAGGACACCCUCCUUAUUCUGACAUGGAAGAAUCAGAUUACUACAAUAACUACCCAGGUGCAAUGAACCACACUGACUACAUGAUAUCUCCGUAUGCAGAGCCAUUAAACCCAUACGCUCAACCUAUGGAUGAUAUCAUAGACCAUGAUGAUCCAGAAGAAAUGGAACAAAGUCAUCAUCCAUAUUAUGAAUCUGAAGACCAGCUACAAGAACACUCUUCAACUUUAUCCCAAAAUAGAAAAUAUAAACUGUUCCCAAGACCACAAGUAAAACUUUUUGGGCGAGAGAAAUUAGAUGUUCCACUACCUCCAUCUCCACGUAUAUCGUUUACAGAUUUUGAUGAUGAGGAAGAGCAAGAUGGUGAAGACGAACCUUUACUUUCACCACAACAGCCUAGAAAUACAAGACCACUUGCUGGUAAAUCUCUUUUCGCAAAAUCAAUUCAAAGGAAUUUAAGCCAGCCACAUCCAAGAGGAGUGCAAAAGAUGCUCUCUACAAAACCAAUUGGACAAAAAGUAAAUACAUCCUAUUAUCAAGACAAUUACCAGGAGUCUGAGUUGCAAGAGUACUCCCCAAGAGCAUUCGGUAGCCCUUUGGGACAAUUUAUGAAAAAGUCCCUUUUCCCUAAGCCAAUCUUAAAACGUAACGAGCAGCAGUUUCAAAGACGGCAACUUUCUCCACCACCGAGGAAUCCCUUCGCAGAGACAUCAUUUGAAAGGUCACAGUCUCCUGUUCCUUCCCUAAAACAUGCUCAAAUGCCAUCUCCUAAUAAUGACCAUCGGAUGGGCAAAAACCACUCAGCACAACAAUUAGAGUCCUUGCAGAAAGAUUUGGCAGAUGAGCAGAAUUCUACUUUACCAUACCAUAAACGAUUCGGCCAUAAACUGGCCGAUGCAACCCAUGAGGAGCCCCCAAAACAGUGGGCCAAGCCAGGAGCAGGACGAGAAUGGGGCCCAAGAUAUGACGCAACUGGAACCUAUAUUGGUAGCAUCCUCCUUUCAUUAAACCCAUACAGGAUGCUGAAUAUCUAUGGGACGGACCAUGUGUUGUAUUACGAGGGGAAAGCCUUGGGAGAGACUCCUCCUGGCGAAAGUGGAUCUGGUAAAACUGAAGCCACUAAGUUGGUCCUGCGUUACCUGGUAGCGGUUAAUCAGAGGCGCGGUGUGACAAACCAGAUUCUAGAGGCGACACCGCUGCUGGAAUCAUUUGGAAAUGCCAAAACAGUCCGGAACGACAAUUCCAGCCGGUUUGGAAAAUUUGUGGAAAUUUAUCUGGAGGAAGGUGUCAUUUGUGGUGCCAUAACAUCCCAAUACCUGCUUGAGAAAUCAAGAAUCGUAUUUCAGGCCAAAAAUGAGAGGAAUUACCACAUUUUCUAUGAGAUGUUGGCUGGUCUCCCCUCUCAACAGAAGCAGGCGUUCUACCUUCAGGAUGCUGAAACCUAUUACUACCUAAAUCAGGGAGGUAACUGUGAGAUUCCUUCUAAAAGUGACGCUGAAGACUUCCGAAGACUCCUGAAUGCCAUGGAAUCUCUCAGCUUCAACAUGGAAGACCAGGAUAGCAUCUUUCGAAUUCUCUCUUCUAUCCUGCACUUGGGGAAUGUCUAUUUUGAGAAAUAUGAGACCGAAUCCCAGGAGGUGGCUUCAGUUGUGAGUGCAAGUGAGAUUCGAGUGGUGUCUGAACUACUGCAGAUAUCCCAUGAGGGUCUACAGAAAGCCAUCACCUAUAAAGUGACUGAAACAAUGAGAGAAAAGAUCUUCACUCCCCUCACGGUGGAGAGUGCUGUUGAUGCCAGAGAUGCAAUUGCCAAGAUUUUAUACUCCCUGCUCUUCAGCUGGCUGACAGAUCGAAUUAACAAGCUUGUCUACCCCAAACAAGAUGCUCUGUCCAUUGCCAUACUGGAUAUUUAUGGCUUUGAGGAUCUGAACUUUAACAGUUUUGAACAACUGUGCAUCAAUUACGCAAACGAGUAUCUGCAGUUCUUCUACAAUAAGAUUGUGUUUAGAGAGGAGCAGGAGGAAUACAUCCGUGAGCAGAUUGAUUGGAGGGAAAUUUCCUUUGUGGAUAAUCAGUCCUGUAUAGAUCUUAUUUCCCAGAAGCCUUAUGGAAUCCUGAGGAUCUUGGAUGACCAGAGCGGCUUCCCACAGGCCACAGACCACACCUUUCUCCAGAAGUGUCACUACCACCAUGGCACCAAUGAGCUCUACUGCAAGCCAAAGAUGCCUCUCCCUGAGUUUGGGAUCAAGCAUUUUGCUGGGAAAGUUACUUACCAGGUCCACAAAUUUUUGGAUAAAAACUAUGACCAAGUGAGACAGGACGUUCUGGAGCUUUUUGUCAGCAGUAAAGUGAAGGUGGUGGCCGACCUGUUUUUUAGCCAUGCUCAGGUGUUGGCGCAGCAGAAAAGCAUGAUGGGUAAAAGCAAUACUGUGACCCGGAAGAUGAAGGCUCAAACCGUAGCCGCAAAGUUCCAGCAAUCCCUCCUGGAGCUGGUGGAGAAGAUGGAGAGGUGCAAUCCAUUUUUUAUCCGAUGCAUCAAACCUAACAGCAAAAAGGAACCUUGCCUCUUUGAACCAGACGUUGUGAUCAGUCAGCUGAAGUAUUCUGGUAUUUUAGAGACCAUCAGAAUCCGGAAAGAGGGAUUUCCAGUCCGGAUCCCUUUCCACAUCUUUCUCAGCAGGUAUCGCUGUGUCAUGGACCUCGGACGGAAUAUCCACGCUGAUGGGCCCAUAUGCGUCACUGUGCUGAGAAAGCUGUGUCCAUCUGUUCACCCCACCUCGUACUGCAUCGGAGUGAGCAAGCUCUUUAUGAAGGAGAACCUCUACCAACAGCUAGAGAGCAAACGAGACCAACUGAUGAACAAGGCGGCCAUAACCCUCCAGCGCUAUGGGCGCGGGUACCUGACCCGGAAACGCUACAGGACUCUGCGGUACAGAAUCAUCCAACUACAGGCCCUGGCCCGUGGUUACCUGGCAAGGCAGAAGUUUCACAACUGGAGAAACAGUAUGUUGAAAUUUCGAGCCCUGGUCCACAUGUACGUGAAUCGGAGGAGAUACCUGAGGAUGAAGGCCGAAGCUCGCAGGCUGGCGGAAGAAGAGCGCAGGAGGGCAGAGCAGGAGCUGACGAAGAGAGAAGUGUUUAAUGUGACUCAUCUAGAGAUUCCAGCAGAGCUGGCCGGCCUCCUCCGCACAGCGACAGCUCAGAAGAACAUCAUGAUGGAGUAUGUAACGCCUACUCACGUCCCAAGGGUGCAGGCCUUCACCCAGCUCACCCUGCCCCUGGACAUUAACAACUACCCUAUGUUCAAAUAUGUGCGAGUUUUUUUCAGGGAACCUCUGUUUGGGAUGUUAGCUAUGACACUUGGAUCUUCACUGCUGCCUGUUGAAGAUGAUCUGAAGCCACAAGCCAUUACUUCCUUCAAACUGGUGUUGAGGUUCAUGGGUGACCCGUUUCUCAACGAAGCCCAGGAGAUCUUAUUUGGCAAUUACAUCAUCCAAAAGGGAUUGUCCAAUAUGGGACUGCGGGAUGAGAUCCUUGUUCAAAUAGCCAAUCAGGUGUGGAGGAACACCAACCCAAACAACGAGGAGCGGGGCUGGUACCUACUGGCCUCUUGUCUCAGCAGCUUUGCUCCAUCCCCGAACUUGGACAAGUAUCUUCUGAAAUAUGUCUCCGACUAUGCUUAUAAUGGUUAUAAACCGAUCUGCCAACACAAGCUGAUCCUAGCAAUUCAGAAAUCACAGCAGGGCUCCGAAACGGCGAGGACCUUCCCACCCUGUUUAAUGGAGUGGACAGCAAGCAGAGAGAGAGCCAACAUGGCCUUGGACAUUCAUUGCUUUGAUGGCGCUAAGAUGUUAUGUCCCAUCCACUCGUGGACCGAUGGCGAGGAGCUGGCAGGGGAUGUCCUUCGACACAGGGGGGUGACUGAAGGCUGGAGAGGAUGGUCGUUAUGUUUAAAGGAUGGCGGACAGUGGUCAGAACUGGCGGGCCAUGAUUAUGUCCUGGAUCUGAUCUCCAAUGUGGAAUUGCCCAGAGAAUUCCCCAAACAGAAAUCCUAUUUCCUCACUUCCGAAGCAGCGCAGGAGAACAUUGAAACGCGCAGCGCGGUGUUUGGGAACAAGUCUGAGAUGGAUGAAAACGUCCCUCCACCACCUAUGAUGAAAGCGCCAUCUCUACCACCGCAGGGGGUUCCAGAGUCAGAAGGUUAUUACAGUCAUGAUUCAGACACGUUCAGCGAGCCGCCUUCACAGAAAGGCAUGGAUCAUUACUUAGACAGCCUGUUUGAUCCCGUUCUGUCCUAUGGAAAUGGGGAUCUGGAAAAGCUGACCGCAAUGUCCCAAAAAAUGAAAGGUGGCGGAGGCGUGGGAGGCAGGGAUGGCACAGGGGUACCCGGAGAAUCCACUUUACCUGGUGAGGCAUCACACCGUACAGAGAAGAGCAUGUACACUCAGCAACAAGCUUAUAUCAACCAGCAGGCCAUGAUACUGGCCCAGCAGAUGACCAUGCAGGCCAUGGCUCUGCAGCAGCAAAUGGUCAGCAAUUCCUCUGUAGGUCCUUCCGUGUCCGGCACCCCAAAACACAGCUUCAGGACUCCAUCCAGCAGAGGCAAUUCUUACAGGGUGACGCCUACAGUGGCCCCGAUGCCCAGGACUGGGGAGCCAAGCCAGAGAAAUGUCGUGAAUGGAUCUUCCUACAGGACCCAAACACCCCCAAACAGAGGGAGCUCCUUCAGUCAAAGGCCGGGCCCCUCCAACCAGGUGAGGCAGGAAGAUCUCGCCCAUCACAGCGCGCUAAAUUCAGAACAUUUUCCCGAACCAUCACACAACAUUAAGGACAUCAUAAACCAGUACAAACUGCCGGGAGUGACCAGACCUCCACCUGUUCCUGUAAGGAAGGAGCCCCCUAAAAUUUUUGGAAGGAAAAUGGACCCACACGAGGAAGCUUUAAAGAUACUUAAAGGGCAAAUGUCUAAUCGACCACUUGCUGGACCUUCACCGGUCUCCAAUAUGUCUUAUGUCCCUAAGGCUUCUAGAGACACUGUUGCUUUGGUAAGACCCGUCCCCAGCAUCAGACAUAAGAAGCCCGCCAGCCUACCGCCGGUCAGCGCCGUCAGACCCACCACAGCCCCCGCAGCGUCAGUGUCACGGGAGCUGUCAGAGGAGCAAGAAAAUAUCCAGACACAGUUGCAUCGGCAGUACAGCGAGGAGUUUUACACCUACAGAAACGUGUCCUGGAGGAUCUACAUCAGGAAAGAGGUUUUCUACCCCCGAGACAGCAUCAACAACCCACUAAUCCUGGACCUCAUCUUCAAGCAGAUCAUCAACGACACCUUGUCCGAGAGCUGCAUCAGGAUCAACCAGGAGGAGAGACAGAAAAUGAGAUCUCUCUUAGCGGAGUACAGGGUGGAUUCAGUCAAUGCCAUUGCAGAUGACAAAGUAAAAAAAAAGGUGGUGUCCGCUGCCCGGGAGGAGUGGGAAGUGUAUUUCUCAAGGCUUUUCCCGGCUGCUGGCAGUGUCGGCACCGGUGUGCAGAUUCUCGGGGUUUCUCAUAUUGGAAUAAAGCUCCUGAAGAUGCUGAAGAGCGGAGGCAACACCCCGGAACAGCUGCGAGUCCUGAGGAGUUACAGUUACACGGAUAUCAUGUUUGUCACCGUACUUUCUAAGAACAUGCUGGAGUUUAACAUGACCAAUGAGAAGCUUAUCCUGUUCUCGUCGAGGUCCAGUCAGGUGAAGGGCCUGGUAGAUUGCUUCUUAAUGGAGCUCAAGAAGGAUUCUAACUAUGUUGUUGCUGUGCAAAAUUAUGUAACCGAAGGCAAAAGUUUCCUGAGCUUCCAUAAAGGAGACAUCAUUCGACUGCAGCCUAUGGAAGGACUGCAGCAAGGCUGGAAAUUUGGGGCCAUUCACGGCCGGUCGGGAUUGUUCCCGGCUCAGUGUGUCCAGCCAGUAGCCGCUCCAGAUUUUGUGAACCUACCAGCGGAUAGAAAAGAGGAGCCAAGAAACCGCUAUAGUCGAGCGGCUGCAUCUGCGGCAGUGGCUGUAGCCGUGGCUUCGACUGCCGUGGCUCAUGAAUUUGACAAAAAGAUGGACGGAUCGCCUACCCCGAGCGAAUAUGCCGAAAGUUUGGAUGAAUAUACAGAGGUGGACACCACGGAGAUUGUGCUACAGGGAAGCUCGUAUAACAUGGUGGAAUUUGCCAAAAAGUAUUUCCGAGAGGGUCAGAGGAUGUUGGUGCAAGAAGAGGCGGUUAAGACGUCAGGUGAAUCUUCUAAACAAGGAUCAAAGAAAAGUCAAGAGCUCAGGGACCCGGCCGACAUGGUGAAAUUUACCAAGAACCCCAUACAGGAGUCACUUAUAGAGUUCAGUGACAGCAGCAUGAACAGAAUCGCCUCUGAACUUUUCCUAGCUGUGAUGAGGUUUAUGGGCGAUGCUCCGAUGAAGGGUCAGUCGGAGCUGGACGUGGUGGUCACAGUCCUGAAGCUGUGCGGCGAACAUGAGGUCUUGAAGGAUGAAGGAUACUGCCAGAUCAUCAAACAGAUAACAGACAACUCCAGCACAAAGACGGACAGUUGUCAGAGAGGAUGGCGGCUCCUGUACAUCCUCACCGCCUAUCACAGAUGCUCUGAAGUCCUCAAGCCAUAUCUGUUCAAGUUCCUUCAGGACACGUGCCGAAGUCCAGGCCUGCACUUCCAAGGGAUUGCAAAAGCCUGUGAGCAGAACCUACGUAAAACCCUGCAGUAUGGAGGGCGAUCGGAACACCCCAGUGCAAUGGAGCUAAAAGCCAUGGUGGCCGGGAGAAGCGCCAAGAGGCAGCUCUUCCUUCUGCCCGGAGGAAUUGAGCGACAUCUCAAGAUAAAGACUUGUUCUGUGGCGUUCGAUGUCAUAGAGGAGAUCUGCACAGAGAUGGGGGUGCACAGGGACGAGGCGUAUAACGAAUAUGCCAUCUUUGCUGUGACUAAUAGGGGUAAGUACUGA